Molecule: messenger RNA, 1749 nt
Organism: Penicillium robsamsonii
Lineage: Eukaryota; Fungi; Ascomycota; Eurotiomycetes; Eurotiales; Aspergillaceae
Product: putative general amidase
Exons: 3
Coding region: 1-1749 (582 amino acids)
Source: RefSeq, a predicted model, not a curated record
AUGGCCUCCCAAGAACCCCGUUAUGUGGCAGUUGCCCAGCGCAAGCAAGCCGAGCUGGCUACAGCUAUCCCUGACGAAUGGCGGCUACCCGCACACCUCAUUCCUGAAGGGAUGCUCUCAAUUUCCGAGUCGAUCACCGUUGGUCCAAAAAGCUAUCAACGAGUCGGGGUGAUGGAUAUUCCACGAACUUGUGGUAUACUUACACACAAGGAAUUGGAAAUCACAGAGAAAUACGACGUGCGGGGCCUUGUGGCGGGGAUGGCAGAGGGUCGAUUGAAGGCCGAGGACGUGAUGCGAGGGUUUUGCAAGAGGGCAGCUGUCGCUCACCAACUCACCCGCUGUCUAACUGAACCCCUCUUCGACCGCGCCUUGCAACGAGCCCGGGAGCUGGACGAUCACUUCCAGCGCACGGGCGCCCCGAUCGGCCCCUUGCAUGGGCUCCCGGUGACAGUGAAGGAUACAUUUAAUAUAGAAGGCGUGGACUCCAGCAUUGGGUUGUCUGCCCUGGCAUUCAAGCCUGCCAACGCAAAUGCCCCGCUAGUAGACCUGUUGCAGUCUCUGGGAGCAGUAGUGAUCGCCAAGACAAACAUACCACAGACACUCGGAACAUUGGACAGCUGCAACCACCUUUUUGGCCGCACGCUGAACCCUCUCAACCGUCAAUGGACUGCCGGUGGCAGCACUGGCGGAGAGGGCGCGUUGAUCGCCAUGCGCGGGUCCAUGGUCGGCUUUGGCACGGAUGUCGGGGGUAGCAUUCGUGUACCAGCUAUGUGCCAGGGUAUCUACGGGUUCAAGCCGAGUACUGGACGCGUGCCAUAUGGAGGCCAGCAGAGCGGCCAGAUUGAAGGCAAGGGCCGGAUAGGGUUGCAAGCAGUAGCUGGUCCGUUGGCUCGCUCUGUUGCGGAUCUCAACGCCGUCAUGGCGGAGAUCGUGCCUCGCGCGGAGUUAUUCGGCGCAGAUUGCAUUCCGGGCUCCUGGCCAUCACAGUCGGUGCCUGUCACUCUUACUCCACGCAACUUCACUGUCGGAGUUCUCAAGACAGAUGGCCUCGUCACCCCUUUGCCCCCGAUUACCCGCAUUUUGAACGAAGUCGCCAACAAGCUCCGUCGUACCCCGGGCGUCGAGGUCGUUGAUAUCCCCAUUCCCUCGGUGCUAUCUAAAUGCCAGGCCAUAGCAGGUCGGCUGAUGGGGAUCGACGACGGGUCCCAUAUGCUCGACCUCAUCGAGAGCAUGGACGAGGAGCUCACUCCGUGGCUGCAGGGCCGUAUGAAGCGCGGCAAAGCGCUGACGGUGAUUCAACUGGCGAACCUGCAGGCCCAGCGUGCCGAGAUUGAGGAGGAGAUGAUGAAAAUGUGGACAUUGACAUCACAGGCUUCGUCUAUUGCUCGACGCGUUGACGCCAUAAUUUGCCCUGUGGCGCCACACCCGGUCCCAGAGCUCGACCGCUACAAUGCUGUUGGGUACACCUCGACCUUUGUGCUGCUCGACUACCCGGCUGGCUCGGUUCCUGUCCGCUCAUUCACGGAAUCCGAUCUUGAGAUUGGGCGGGAAAUGGAUGCGCCUGUGUUGGGAAGCUGGGAUAAGGCUAAUCGGCAGCUGUGGGACGAGAAAACAGUUGAUCGUCGCGUGUACCUCGGGUCACCUCUCAGUGUGCAGGUUGUCACUCCUAAGCAACAUGAUUAUCAGCUUUUCCAGGCCAUGGAGAUUGUUGAUCGAGCUGUGCAAGGUUCGACCAGUGCAAAGCUGUAA